This is a messenger RNA of Thunnus maccoyii (southern bluefin tuna), 2265 nucleotides long. It is a transcript of the gene septin5a, whose product is annotated as septin 5a. The record is from RefSeq and is a predicted model, not a curated record. Gene Ontology annotation, molecular function: molecular adaptor activity; GTP binding; GTPase activity. Gene Ontology annotation, biological process: cytoskeleton-dependent cytokinesis; regulation of exocytosis. The coding region runs from base 114 to 1229 and encodes 371 amino acids. Lineage: Eukaryota; Metazoa; Chordata; Actinopteri; Scombriformes; Scombridae. The transcript has 12 exons. Gene Ontology annotation, cellular component: synaptic vesicle; microtubule cytoskeleton; cell division site.
UCUGUCAGCUCAGCCCCGCCCUCCUGCUGUCUGUCCGGGGUUUGGAGGAGAGGCGAGGAGCCGCUUUCUGUGAGCCGUCGCUUCGGUAGAAUCGAGGGAGGAGAGCGGCCAACAUGACGAGCAACAUCAGGUACAAAAGCCGGAUCCCGGUUAAAACAGAGGAUAGCACAGAGGAGAAACAAUAUGUCGGUUUUGCAACUUUGCCCAACCAGGUCCACAGGAAGUCUGUGAAGAAAGGCUUCGAUUUUACGCUGAUGGUGGCAGGAGAGUCUGGUAUGGGUAAAUCCACGCUGGUCAACAGCCUGUUCCUCACAGACCUCUACAAAGACAGGAAGUUACUCAAUGCCGAGGAGCGUAUUAACCAAACCGUGGAGAUCAUCAAACACACAGUAGACAUCGAAGAGAAAGGAGUCAAGCUCAAGCUCACCAUAGUAGACACGCCGGGGUUUGGAGACGCUGUCAACAACAACGAGUGCUGGAAGCCGAUCACAGACUACAUUGAUCAGCAGUUUGAACAAUACUUCAGGGAUGAGAGCGGGCUGAACAGAAAGAACAUCCAGGACAACCGAGUCCACUGCUGCCUCUACUUUAUCCCUCCAUUUGGACACGGGCUGCGUCCGGUGGAUGUCGAGUUCAUGAAGGCUCUGCAUGAAAAGGUGAACAUAAUUCCUCUCAUCGCGAAAGCCGACUGCCUCACGCCCAACGAGAUAAAGAAGCUCAAAGACCGAAUACGAGAGGAAAUAGACAAGUUUGGGAUCAAAGUGUACCAGUUCCCUGAAUGUGACUCCGAUGAGGAUGAAGAGUUCAAACAACUUGACAAAGAGCUGAAGGAGUGCACCCCGUUCGCUGUGAUUGGCAGUAACACAGUGGUGGAAGCUCGAGGGCAGAGAGUGAGAGGGAGACUGUAUCCCUGGGGAAUUGUUGAAGUGGAAAACCAGUCGCAUUGUGACUUUGUGAAAUUGAGGAACAUGCUGAUUCGUUCGCACAUGCACGACCUCAAAGAUGUGACCUGCGACGUCCACUACGAGAACUACAGAGCACAGUGCAUACAGGAGAUGACCAGUAAACUGGCUCAGGACAACCGUAUGGAGAGUCCCAUCCCCAUCCUGCCGCUGUCCACUCCAGAUGUGGAAACUGAGAAACUAAUCAAAAUGAAAGAUGAGGAGCUGAAGAGGAUGCAGGAGAUGCUGAACAAGAUGCAGCAGCAGAUGCACGAGAAAGACCAGUGAUGACUCCCGGAGCAAAGCUGUGCUGUGGCGCCACCUGCUGUCUCUCUCCUGAACGACAAGCGAGACCUGUAGACAUUGAACGGAUAUCGUGUGUUUAGUGGCAACUCUGGCUGUACAUUUAUCUUCAGUUCGGUGCUUUGUAUAGUUUGUCUGCCUGGGAGGGUUGUUUUAUCAGAGGGUUUUUUUUCUUCUCUGAAACUAUCCGUUCACCCACUUUGAGCCCCCACCCCAUCCUCCCCCUCCUGCUGUGGUUUAACAGUCUUAACAUAUAUAAUAUAAAUGCGUAAUUUAAAUUACUACUCAGUGUAUCUAAUUUAUAAAUGCGAUGCUAAACUUUUUGGAUAUUCUGUCAGGGUAUGAACAUGUGUGCUACAAGAUGUUUUGUAAAGACAUUUAAGUUGUCUGUGAUGUUUAGAUUUGAACAAGGACAUUGUGUUUUUUAUUACGUGUUUAAGUGUGUGUGUGUGUGUGUGUGUUUUCGGGUGCAUGAGUGUGUGUUUCUUUUAUGAAUUUCCUUUGAUAUCACCAGGUAUCCGUCCAGAAAUUGUCCCAUUUGUCCUUAAAAAGGUACCGCAGUGACUUUGCUUUUGUUAAAAACCUAACCUUUGCUCUCUGAUGAUCAUAAAUACCUUCAUAAACGUUUUUUUUUGAUCAUCCUGGCAAGUCAGAAUAUCCUCUCCCAGCAUUUUUUUAUUUGCUGGCUGAGCUGAAAAUGCACUUAUCGCCAGUGGCUAACUGUGAAUGGAGAGCCUUUGCCAUAAUGAGAGGGUAGGUGCAGUACAGGGUGCAUGUGUAAGCAUGCUGCCAUUACUCAUAUCCGCUAAAUGCUGUGGGCCUAUUUUUACUGCUUUAUAGCCGAUGCCCUGUGCUUGUAUUAAAAUGCAUCAUGACCUGUGCUUUGUUGCCACUAAGGCAUGGUAAAAAACAGACGAAUAAUGAGGAGCAAAUUCUGUGUUGAUGCUUUUGUUUUAAAUAUCUCUCCUUGAAAGUGAAGAUGUGUUUUCUUGUGUGUGAGUUAAAAUAAUUUGAGUGUGUG